Mya arenaria is the source of this 390-nucleotide messenger RNA. Its product is annotated as cell death regulator Aven-like. Bases 1 to 390 code for a protein of 129 amino acids. The record is from RefSeq and is a predicted model, not a curated record. NCBI's taxonomy places the organism in Eukaryota, Metazoa, Mollusca, Bivalvia, Myida, Myidae. The transcript is spliced from 2 exons.
AUGGGAGAGGGGAGGGAAGAUGGGGCGAAAGAAGGGGAGAAGGGAGGGGUGAGAAGAGAGGAGGAGGGAUGGGAAAAGGGAGGAGAGAGGGGGCGAAAGGAGGAGAAUGGAGGGGAGAACGGGAGGGGAGAACGGAAGGGGAGAACGGGAGGGGAGAACGGGAGGGGAGAACGGGAGGGGAAACGAGAAGGGAGGAUAGAAGAGGGGGGGGGGGGGGCAGGGAGAAGUGAGAAGGUAGUCAAUGGAAAGACAGAAAAGAAGACAGAUCUCGUACCAUGCACGACCACACGAACGAGUGGUGGCUCUGAGAGCCGGGUUCGAAAACCAGCAUCGCUAGUUCCCGUACAAGUGAGUCCAAGAUAUGAAAUCCUGGGAGAUUGUGUAUUAUAG